AUGGAACAGCCCGCUUCUUCCAAGGCCGCAAGAGCAGUCUUUGUGGUCUCGCAGUUGUAUGUGAAGGCAGACAAGACAGAUGCGCUCGAGGAUAUCGUCGAGGAGCUCAAGAUCAGAGACCUGAGCAGGCAGGAAGAAGGUUGCAUGUUCUUCAACGUGCUCCAGGAUGAAGACGACCCCACCAUUGUAUGCUUCACGGAGGGGUGGCGUAGCGAGGAAGCAGCCGACAACCACCUCAAAAGCGAGCACAUGAAGAAACUGUUUGAACUUACGGAAGGGUUCGUGGAAAAGGUCGAGACAAAGCGAAGUGUACAACAAUCGGCGUCGUCUGAUGAUGAAGAGGAGAACGACAAUUGA
Acanthamoeba castellanii str. Neff is the source of this 357-nucleotide messenger RNA. RefSeq names its product antibiotic biosynthesis monooxygenase subfamily protein. The record is from RefSeq and is a predicted model, not a curated record. Bases 1 to 357 code for a protein of 118 amino acids. The transcript has 5 exons. Gene Ontology annotation, molecular function: catalytic activity. NCBI's taxonomy places the organism in Eukaryota, Discosea, Longamoebia, Acanthamoebidae.